AGCAAAUCGGACAACACACAAUGGCAUCACCACUGGGCAAACGAUCACAAAGAGACAGUGAUGACUCCAGGAAGGCUCCACGUCUAGAAGAAUUAGCGUCAUUUCCCAUUCACCCAUUAUCAAAGUAUCAUGGAAAUUGUGCUGUAUAUAAACAACCUGUAGAGCUACAGUCUUAUAGCAUCGAUCAUGAACGAUCAGUUCAUUUUGACGAUCGCCAACUGAAAUAUUACUUGCCAGCCGACCUAUCUGAUGCGGAUUUAUCCGUUGGGUACGACGAAUUUAUCCAGCGCGACCCCGGAUUGAAAGAACACAUUGAUACCCUGUUGGACGCCUUGACUAUCGCACGUUCGAAAAACGAGGACCCGAAUACAAUAACAGCAGAUAUUGUUACAUGGAGAGGCAUUAUCACCAAAUUACUAUGUGUGCCAUACGCAAAAGACCCUUUUGAGCUUGGCGCCACGUUAUUUAAUAACACUAUCUACCUUGAGGAGCACGAAACAGAGUAUAAGCGGUCGCAAAACCAAGGUCAAAACGACCGACAGCAACUUAUGGGAUAUUGGGGAUACAAAUUUGAAACCCUCUCCACAGUGUCUAAAUUUCCGCCAGAUAUGACAGAAGCAGAUAAGGAAGAGAUAAAAAGUCGAAAGGGUGCAAGUGCGAACACGAAUGAGCAAUAUUGUACAGUUUUCAAAACCAAACUUGGCGAUAACACCUUGAUUAUGGGUGCUGAGGUUGAUUGUACAUCUGCUCCAAAGCAAUCUGACGUCAAUCCCUUACCGAAUUACCUGGAACUGAAAACGUCCAAGCUGAUCGAAUCAGGGCGUGACAAACAUAUUUUCGAACGGCACAAAAUGCUGAAGUUUUGGGCACAGUCUUUUCUUGUCGGUACGCCUGCAGUCAUAUGUGGAUUUCGUGACAACGAUGGCAAUGUUCGCAAAAUUCAAAAACUCAAGACGCUGGAGAUGCCGCGCAUGGUCCGCGGUCAACACGGCAUGUGGGAUGCCCGCGUAUGUUUAAACUUCGCCGAUCAAUUUUUGAGCUGGCUUCAAAACAUGAUCACCAUCGACGAUCCAGAGCAUACAUAUACGAUUACUUUUGAACACCCGUUCCAAGAAAUCCGUAUACGCAGUUCCGGGAAACAGAACGUUUUCCUGACCAAAAGGUAUAUGGAAGGACAAACGAGUGACCAAAUAGGAGGACCACGCGUUGGCGAAUAAGCAGGCAGAGGUUCUAGCGUUCUUGAGGCUAAGGCGCUGAUCAUGCCAAUGGAGUGGACCUGUGCUAUAUCUGCAAAGUAUUCCUAAUUACCAAGAUGGAAAAAUUGAAUUUUACCCCUGACCAGCAGCGAUGAAACGGUGACAGAGUCAGGAUCAUCAGCUAUUGUCAUCAUCACAGCGAUGAUCAGUUUCAUAAAUUUACAAAUUAAAUCACAAAUAGAAAUGUCAAGUUUGAUGUAAACCGUCUGCAUAGGCUGUGAAUAUUUAUUUUUAUUUAUUUAUUUUUC
This is a messenger RNA of Umbelopsis ramanniana AG, 1504 nucleotides long. RefSeq lists its product as uncharacterized. Gene Ontology annotation, cellular component: nucleus; cytosol. Gene Ontology annotation, molecular function: mRNA 5'-diphosphatase activity. Gene Ontology annotation, biological process: NAD-cap decapping; nuclear-transcribed mRNA catabolic process. The transcript is spliced from 6 exons. The record is from RefSeq and is a predicted model, not a curated record. The coding region runs from base 21 to 1217 and encodes 398 amino acids. NCBI's taxonomy places the organism in Eukaryota, Fungi, Mucoromycota, Umbelopsidomycetes, Umbelopsidales, Umbelopsidaceae.